This is a messenger RNA of Musa acuminata AAA Group (dessert banana), 1467 nucleotides long. RefSeq lists its product as uncharacterized. Lineage: Eukaryota; Viridiplantae; Streptophyta; Magnoliopsida; Zingiberales; Musaceae. The transcript has 2 exons. The record is from RefSeq and is a predicted model, not a curated record. The coding region runs from base 1 to 1467 and encodes 488 amino acids.
AUGGCGCUGUAUGGGACUUCCGAUGCCUUGAUGUGCAGAGCGUUCCCAACAACCCUGCGAGGUCCGGCCCGCGCAUGGUAUAGCAGCCUGAAGGCCGGGACCGUCACCUCCUUCGACCAACUCGCUAAGGAUUUUGAGCUUAACUUCUUGGCUUAUGCCCGACCAAAACCGUCCAUGGCAUUGCUCCUCGGGCUCAAGAAGGAGGAUGAGCCCCCCUCCCAUUUUGUGAACCGCUUUACGACGCAAAUCCACGGAUUAUCGGACGCUCACCCCUCUCUCUUGAUGCAAGCAUUCAUGACAGGCCUGCGGCCCUCCAGGUUCUUCUGGUCGCUCGUGGAGCGGCCCCCCGCCGCGAUCCCUGAAAUGCUCCAGCGUGCCAGUCAAUUCAUCGCCGCGGAGACCUGGAUGGCUGGGAAGCGGGAGGAGCACAAAAAGGUCAAAUCGGAGCCGCCCCGACAGCAACAAUCCGCCACCUCCCGGCGAAGGUUGGACAGACCCGACCCAAGGUCUCCUCUUCCCGCCUUGAAUUCAUCCCGAACUGAAAUAUUCCUACACGAGAAGGGGAAGGGGCUACUCAAGGACCCUCACCCGAUGAGGAGCCCGCGAGAGCUCGCGGACCGCUCAAAGCAAAUAGAGGAGCUCAUCCUCAGAGGGCACCUCGGCCAGUACCUCCGACCGAACAAAGAGCAGUCACCUCGCCCGGAGGGCCCCGUCGAGCGACACAUCGAUGUAAUAACCGGGGGUCCCGCAUCAGGGGGAGGCUCCACGUCGGGCAGAAAGGCGUAUGCCCGAACCGCUCCCGACGAAGACUCGGGACGCAAGCCCGAGCCCGAGAUUACCUUCCCAACCGGAGCUGCCGAGCGACCCGACCAUGACGACACCCUGGUGAUAUCGGCCAGGGUAGCCAACGUGCAGGUUAGAAGGAUCAUGGUCGACACGGGGAGCUCGGCCGAUAUACUUUACUUCGACGCCUUCCGGAAGCUGGGCUUGGCUAGGGAGAACCUGAGCCCGAUGUGCUCAGCGCUCACCGGGUUCACGGGAGACUCAAUAUCGCCCCUGGGGGCUAUUACUCUACCCUUGACUCUAGGGACCCCACCGAGAUCGAAGACGGUGAUGACCGCCUUCCUGGUUGUCGACCUUCCCACUGCUUACAAUGCCAUACUCGGUCGGCCGACCCUCAACAAGGCCAGAGACGUCGUCUCAACCUACUACCAAACCAUGAAGUUCCCGACUCGUGCUGGAGUCGGAGAAGUUACGGGAAGCCCCCGAGUGUCUAGGCGGUGCUACCUGACCGCCGUUUCUUUGCACAAGAGGGCCAGGACCGGGCCACCACUGGAAGAUCCGCGGGAAGCAAAAAAGCUGGCCCCUCAUCCCGAGUCGAGUGGGUCCACCGUUGACAUUCCUUUGCGAGAAGCUCGGCCAGACCAGAAAGUCAAGAUCGGGUCAGAACUGCCCGAGCGGGAAUAG